GUUCGAUUAGUACGGAGUAUAAGACAUGUCGGUCCCGUUUGAUGUCGCAGCGUUACUCUAAGUAACACCGGUCCUUCAAUUUAUCUGUCUCUCUCUGAGGUUGCAUGUCUGUCAUUUUGUUUCAUUCAGUCUAAUUGAUUCAUUCAAUUUACCGUUUCAUCUUCAUUUCCAUUUGUAUACACUUCAUUCAUUCAUUCUACCGACCAAAACAAAACAACCAUCCACCACACUCACUCACCUAGCUCAUUCAAUUGACUUGAAUGAUCCCAAAUAAACCCUCGAAAAAUCCACAAAUACACAAAUAAAAAUGACGAGCAAAGUCCUCUCCCUGGCUUUCAUCUCCCUCGCCCUUUCCACCGGUACAUCGGCCACCAUCCGCCAAGGUUGCUACAACAGCGCAGGGGACCUCCAAUUGAUCGGCUCCGACGCAGCCCCCAAAGAGACCUCCUUCCUGUCGCCCGCAACAUGCCAGCAGACGUGCAAAAAGCUUAACCACCAAGUCUUUGCCCUGCACGACGCCAACAAAUGCUACUGUGGCGACGAGCUGCCCCCCUUCGCGGCCAUGGUCCUCGACACCGAGUGCGAUGAGGAGUGUGCCGGAUAUCCGGGCCUGAACUGCGGCGGAAAAUCAGCCUGGACAGUCCAAUCCAGCACAAUCGCAGUCCACCACCAACCCAAACCCAAGCUCCGCCUCCACAAACGCACCUCCCCCAUCCCCGCAAAAGACGAAGAAGAAGAAGACGACGGCGACAUCUCCCACAUCAUAACCGCCUCCGACGACGCAGACUACGAACCGGGCCACACCCUCAGCGUGAACCCCACCAUCGUGCAAACAGGCGGCAGCGCACCGCCCUCCAAGAGCGGCAGUGCCAAAGAAAACAACAGCCCCGAAGAACCCGUGCAAACGAGCAUUCUGACCGCGCCCACAGCUGCGCCCGCGAAAGACGGAGGAGCCGGCAUGGCGCGCGUGGCGGCGUCGUCGACGAUGGUGCCUGUUGCGUCUGGGACGGUUUCGCCCUCUAGUUCUUUGGCGCCUUCGUCGGGCUCCGGGUCAGGGUCGGGGUCGUCUGCUUCGAGCUCCCCGUCGGCGAGUCCCGGUGCGGGGAGCCGAAAUGGCGUGUUGCUUGGGGCGAUGGUCUUGCCUGUUGUUGUUGGUGGCUGGCUUGCGUAA
Molecule: messenger RNA, 1171 nt
Organism: Aspergillus campestris IBT 28561
Lineage: Eukaryota; Fungi; Ascomycota; Eurotiomycetes; Eurotiales; Aspergillaceae
Product: WSC domain-containing protein
Exons: 2
Coding region: 308-1171 (287 amino acids)
Source: RefSeq, a predicted model, not a curated record